UAGUUUUCAUUAUUACAGAUUCGAACUUCCCUACGUACACUCUGACCCGAUGCCAUUUGCGAUGUGGCACCGAUAGCUGCUGCUGCAGCAGUACGAGGCAAUUCCUUGGAUUAAUUACUGCUCUACGAAGGCACAAAGAAUGGAAGAAGCUGAACUGCUGAAGGAAAGAUUUCAGGCCAUAACUGACAAGAGGAAACUUCAAGAAGGAAUCACUCAGAAACGCCUUAAAGUCGAAGAAGUAAAACUAAAACAUCAGCACUUGAAGAAAAAAGCUCUGCGUGAGAAAUGGCUCUGGGAUGGAUUAAAUACUCUUGCUCCAAAAGAACAAGAAGAAAUGCAAAACCAGAAUCGAGAGGAUCAACAACGGAUGAAUGAGCUGGAACAAAAUAUCCUCAGACUUGAAAAAGAAAUUGAGGACCUUGAGAAAGAAGAACUGGCCAUCUCAGCUAAAGAAAAGGCCAUCCUGAAGAAGCUUAAAUUGGUAGAAAGAACCACAGAAGAUAUUAUAAAGUCUGUGAAGGUGGAAAAAGUAAAGACUAAAGAAGAGCCACCUGACUACAUUUAUGCCAACAUACCUGACCUUCCAAAAUCUUUCAGGCCUUCUGCACUUAAAAGGACAGGGCAUCUAGAAGCAGAGGACGAUGAAGAAAAGCGAAGAGCAUUGUUCGCUAUGGAAAUUAAAGUUGAAAAAGACCUGAAGACCGGAGAAAGCACAGUUUUGUCGACAAUACCACUACCGUCAGAUGAAUUUAAGGGCGCAGGAGUGAAAGUGUAUGAUGAUGGCAGAAAGUCGGUCUAUGCAGUGUGUUCCAAUGGAAGUGUCACAAACAAGGAAGUAGAUGACCUUGCACCUGUUGAAGUGGAGGACCUCUUGAGGCAGGCGACGGAGAAACAGUCCAAGUCUCCCACUGAAUAUCAUGAACCAGUAUAUGCAAACCAGUUUUGCAGGCCCACAACUCCCCAGAAUGAUAAGUUAGUCCAGGGACCAAAUGGCCAAAAAGGAGCUCUUCAAAAGAAAACAAACAGCCUGGACUGUUUUUAUAAGGAACCUGUCUAUAAAAAAGAGCAAGCAUUUAAAGAAAACGGCCUAGAUUCCUCCAAGAGCUAUCGGCACAAUUCUCACUCUCCGGUCUUUCAACGAACAGGAAGCCCACCACAGAUUAGCCCCCAAAACAAGAUGGAAGCUAACAUUCAAAGAGAAGUUCUACAAGAGGCUGCUGAACCUCAUCAGAAGAUGGGAGAGAACCAACAUGGUAUAAAAAUCGGAAACUCUGUAAGUACGCAUGAAAGACCUCCUUCAGGAAUGCUGGAAAGUGAUGAAGGUUCUAGUUAUAGUGUGGUCCAAGCUGUGCCGUGUUACGUGGAAGAUACCGAACCCGUCACAAUGAUUUUCAUGGGUUACCAGCAUGUGGACGAUGAAGAACUGAAUAAAACUGUCUGUGGGUAUGAUGGAGUUAUCCAUGCAGAACUUGUCGUCAUUGACGAUGACGGUGAAGAAGAGGACAGCAAGGAGGAGAGUCGGGCUGGAAAGCCGUUGUAUCAUCCAGUUGGUCCUUUUAGCCAGGUCUACCAGACCCCUAGCCAAACAAGUGCAAUUCCACAGACAAAUCCCAGCAAAACCGCCAGUGACGGUGUAAAUGCGUCGCCUUAUAAAAAUUCCAUAUCGCUCAAGGAGCAAGAAGAAAGCCUAUGCUGUUCUACCUACAACGGUCAGGUCGAUGGCCGGUUAUCAGGUGAUGGAACAGAGGAUCCCUCCUUAACAGGUAAAAAAAGAGGCAAGUCACGACACUGUUGCUCUCUCAUGUAACAAAUUGGCUACUGCUCUUUCUCCCUCCAUUCCUUCCUUGUUUCCUCUUGGCUUCUCUACACCUCAGAUCUGACUAAUACAGACUAUCUAACCUAUUUCUCCCAUGUUCUAACACUUUCAUUCAAAUGUUAACAAUGUUAACCAUACUACACUGAAGGACCUAAGCGCACAAUGCAGCAAUGUGGUUUUUUUAAAGCUCCAGACAGGACUGGUAUAAAUCAGAUAGAGAUCUUUGUGCUUCAAGUGCAACUUGGAAACACUGAUUAAAAUGUUAUCUCCUUGGUCCUAUGGCAUGUGAGAAAAAUGGUUGCGUUUUGGUAGUAAAUAAUAGCCUUUCUUCCUAUUCUGCGUCUCCGUUUCUGGAGCUCAGUCAUGCCUCUCUCUGUUCUCCUGACUUUGAACUGUAUAAUGUACCUUGCACCUUACCUAACACAGAAAGGCUGGUUGAACAGGUUUGAUUUACUUUAACCUUGACUUAACAUUGGCCACUUCACUCGAAAUGUCUUUAUGCAAGUUUUGAUAUCUUUUCUCAGCCUGCUUGAUUUGGGUGUCUGUGGGUUGGUUUGUUUUUUUAAAGAAAUAGUAAGUAUGACUAAAAUCCAGUUAUUUUGUUUAACCUCUGUCUGUCUGUCUGUCUUCCUUAAAAUAAAAAAGGUGUUACAUUUUCUAACCUCUUUGCAUGAUUCCUUUCACUCUGCUUUACUCUUCUUCUUGCUAGAAACUUUUUGUAUUCUGUAUGCUUCUUAGAACAGUGUUUCUCAACCUUUUUUGGGCCACGGCACACUUGUUCUAUGAAAAAAAAAUCCCGCGGCACACCAACUCUGUGCCGCCCUAUAUUUAGUUUAGUUUGGAGGGGAGACGUAAUCAUUACACACACGGGUGCAAAAAGUGCAUGGUGUAAAAGUUGGAGUUUAAUGGCAAAAGACUGUUGAGGGGUUCCUUUGCGGGUCUGUUCUGCAUUAUGUCCUUGGCGGAGCCACUCGCCGCCUUCUCCCCGUGCGCGCAGCCCCGGCGGCAGAGUUUCUGCAGCAGAAGGGAACAAACGACGGACCGACCUCCGAUCGGUCCCUGUCUGUGUGGGCUGGGGCUUCUUGGUGAGGCUCCCUUUUGAGGCUCCCACAUGCGGCUCCGGAGCCGCGGGUUGCCGACCCCUGGGCUAGCAAGAAGAGCACCUCACCUUCUGCAGGACUCCUUGCCGAAGAGGCCGCUCACUCCCGCGCCGACCCAAAAACUCCCGGGCGCCGCCAGCAAGAGGAGCGAGAGUGAGACAAACAGCCGCGGUGGUGGCUGUUGAGAGCUGCGCUCGCCCCGCCCCCGUCGUGACCCGGCCGGCUUCCUUUCCGGCGGGUCAGUGCCCCUAAUGGCGGCCGCCAGUCACGUGACAGGGCAGCAAAUCGCCCUUCUCGUCGCCAGCGUCUCCCGGCACACCAACCAGCGUCCCGCGGCACAGUACUGUGUCGCGGAACAGCGGUUGAGAAACGCUGUCUUAGAACACAUCAGCCUCAAAUCCAAGUACUUCAAACUUCUGGUGAUAGUUCUGUUGGGGGAAUAAAGGACUGGGUUCACCCAACGUGGACUGCAACAUAUAGGCCUGAUCCCCCAAAGGAGUGAAGCUGAAUUAUUUGGAUUUAUAACAGUUUACAUCUAUUGCCUUAAUUUAGGACUAAUACAGUGAAUAUGCAUGCACUUGCACAGAAGGAGAUCCCACCAACAAAAAUAAGCAAAAUAUACUUCAAUAUAAUUGGAUUUAGCACCAAACAGAUUUAUUUCAAUGGGCUUUGAACUUAGGCA
Molecule: messenger RNA, 3598 nt
Organism: Zootoca vivipara (common lizard)
Lineage: Eukaryota; Metazoa; Chordata; Lepidosauria; Squamata; Lacertidae
Source: RefSeq, a predicted model, not a curated record